Messenger RNA from Lolium rigidum, 3234 nucleotides. Its product is annotated as DNA mismatch repair protein PMS1. The transcript is spliced from 12 exons. Gene Ontology annotation, molecular function: mismatched DNA binding; ATP binding; ATP hydrolysis activity. Gene Ontology annotation, biological process: mismatch repair. The record is from RefSeq and is a predicted model, not a curated record. Gene Ontology annotation, cellular component: MutLalpha complex. Bases 21 to 2750 code for a protein of 909 amino acids. NCBI's taxonomy places the organism in Eukaryota, Viridiplantae, Streptophyta, Magnoliopsida, Poales, Poaceae.
GUUUACCGGUCCAGGUCGGGAUGGGAGGAGCCUCCCCGGCGAUAAAGCCGAUCAGCAAGUCGGUGGUGCACCGGAUUUGCUCCGGCCAGGUCAUCUUCGACCUCUCCUCCGCCGUCAAGGAGCUCGUCGAGAACAGCCUCGACGCCGGCGCCACCACCGUCGAGGUCAGCCUCAAGGCCUACGGCGAGGAGUGGUUCAAGGUCGCCGACAACGGCGCCGGCAUCUCGCCCAGCAAUUUCCAGGCGCUCGCCCUGAAGCACCACACCUCCAAGAUAUCGGAUUUCUCUGACCUGAACUCCGUAGCCACCUUCGGGUUCCGGGGGGAGGCGUUGAGUUCCCUCUGUGCGUUGGGGAAAUUGACGGUUGAAACGAGGACUAAAGACGAGCAGGUCGGGACACAUUUGGAGUUUGAGCACUCGGGCGUGGUCACAAGUGAGAGGAAGAUUGCGCGGCAAGUUGGAACCACUGUGACCAUCGAAAAAUUGUUCUCCACCUUGCCGGUUCGGGGCAAGGAGUUUAGUAGGAAUAUUCGGAAGGAGUAUGGCAAAGUAAUCUCCUUGCUGAAUGCGUACGCCUUAAUUGCCAAAGGGGUCAGAUUACUUUGCACAAAUAUCGUGGGCAAGAAUUCCAAAAUGGUGGUGGUUAAAACUCAAGGAAGCAGUUCACUGAAAGACAAUAUGAUUACGGUAUUUGGUUUGAACACUUUCAAAUGCCUUGAGCCCUUCAACGUGGCCAUCUCAGAAGACUGCCAGGUAGAAGGUUUUCUUUCCAAACCUGGACCCGGCAGCGGUCGCAAUUCAGGAGAUAGGCAGUUCUUUUAUGUGAAUGGCAGACCUGUGGACAUGCCAAAGGUCACCAAGCUUGUUAAUGAACUCUAUAGAAGCUCAAAUUCCAAGCAAUAUCCUGUUGCUGUCCUAAAUUUCUGCAUUCCAACCACAUCUUAUGACGUGAAUGUUGCACCUGACAAGAGAAAGAUUUUCUUCUCUUCCGAGCAGGCCAUUUUGAUAUCUUUACGGGAGGCUAUUGAAAAUCUGUAUAGCCCUCAACAGUGCAGCUUUUCCAUCAAUCACAUUGAAGAUUCUGAAAAGGAAGAGGACCCUGCCAUUGUUGAACCUAAUGAAAGCACAGAUUUAAUAGAAAAAGAGAAUGUUUCAUCUCCCGAAAGUGAUAACGACAUGGAUGAAACAGAUAGUGAUGACAAGGAUCCACCAGAGAAUCAGAAAGUGUCUUCUUCCGUGACAAGGUUAGCCACUGGAGCUGCAUCCAGAGACAUAAGCCCCUUGUCAAGGGGCCCAGCCACUCCGGUUGGUAGAUCUCCUUUGCUUUCAGCCUCCUGGUAUGAGCAGGCAAAAAAAUCCAAUGGUAGCCAUCCAGUAAGAGAAAAUCAUGCUAGAACAGGGCCUGCUGUUAGUGCUAAAUCCUCCCCAUCAAGUAUAGUUCAGUCUUCUCUUAUGAACUUUCUAUCACUAAACAAGAGGAAGCACGAAGACAGUUGCAACCUUAUUUCCGAAGCUCCAGUGCUAAGAAGGGGGACAAACUCAGAACAAGUGAGACGAACAAGCCUGGAAGAAAAUGCACCUGGUAUUGCAAAUGCCAACUCACUCCAGGAAACUAGCCUUUUCCAGCGUCAUUCUCCGCAAUCAUUUGUACCUAAGCAGGCAGAAGUUUCAUCACAGCAUUCAGAACCAUCAAAUAUUGUGUCUCAUAGUACUGAAGUGCCUCUCCUUGAUCCACGCGGUCUUCACAGUACAAAAUCUGAUGUGGAUGAACAGAAUGAUCAACGCAUUUCAAAUUCCGGUGCUCCAUGUCAAUAUCCGGAAGAUAUUGAACCUCAAAAUGGACAGUCUAAUAUUCCUUUACCUGUUGCUCAUGGUCAUGAUGAUGGCACUUCAGGGUGUUCUACAUCAGUAUCAUAUCUGGUUAUGCAAUUUAAAGUUGCUGAGCUUAGGAGAAGAAGAAAACACAGGUUUAUGGUAUCACAUGAAAACGGAAUUCAUUGUUCCAACAAAACUGCAAGGUGCUAUAAAGCCGCGACACUGGAUAAUUAUGUGCCAAAUGACGACGAGGGAAAAUUGAAUUAUUUAGCUGCAGCGACCAAUGAGUUGGACAGGCUUUUCAGCAAAGAUAAUUUUGGAGAAAUGGAGGUUGUUGGGCAGUUUAAUCUUGGUUUUAUCAUUGGAAAGCUGGACCAAGACCUUUUUAUUGUAGAUCAGCAUGCUGCUGAUGAGAAGUACAACUUUGAGAGCUUAUCACAGUCAACAACCUUAAACAUACAGCCUCUUCUUCAGCCACUGAGACUUGAACUAUCACCAGAGGAAGAAGUUAUCGUAUCUAUGCACAUGAGCACUAUCAGGAAAAAUGGGUUUGUUUUAGCAGAAGAUUUGCAUGCUUCACCUGGCAAUCAUUAUAUUUUGAAAGCUGUCCCCUUCAGUAAAAAUAUUACAUUUGGUGUUCAAGACGUGAAGGAGCUGGUCUCCAUGCUUUCUGACAGUCAAGGUGAAUGUGCAAUAAUUAGUACCUACAAGACGGAUAAAACUGCUUCUGUUUGCCCUUCGAGGGUUCGUGCUAUGCUGGCUUCACGGGCCUGUCGAAUGUCUACCAUGAUUGGUGAUCCGCUGACAAAAGUUGAAAUGAAGAAGAUACUUAAGAAUCUGACAGGACUAAGGUCCCCUUGGAAUUGCCCGCACGGGAGGCCAACGAUGCGCCAUCUAGUAGACCUGACUUCUAUGAUAUCUGAAGAAACAGACUGAAGCGGUGUUCAGAAGUUUGUUCGGUAGAAGGAACUUGCAUCCAUUGACGCUCUUCAGGAUUUUAUUAGCAGCCACGUUGGCUCAUUUUGUACAAGCAUCAUCUCCAAUCUUGGGGAACUUCGCAGGAUCCACUGACGUCUUGGUCGCCGUUCAGUUGACUGGGGGUUGUGUCGAUGGCUUGUUUUGGCGCGCUACAAAAUUGGAAGGCUUCUCGCUCCCUACCUAACAGUUUGUGCUUUGAGCCUGCCGGCCAAAGCUACGAAGCAGCACUCUUCGGUUUCAAAUCGAUUGUUUCGAGCGCUGCACUAUCAGUGGCUAGGCUAAUCUUACUGUUGUAUUGUAGAUUGCCCUCUUCAUGUGGCAGAUAGGUAAACGUUUGAACAAUGUAACGUUGGAUUGUAACAAACAUCAUCGUGUUGGUUGAUCCUUCCAUUGUUUCGUUGGAUCUGUUCUCUGUCAAAAAAGGGUUCCGGAAAAUCCUUUA